AUUUUCAGCUGUCAAAAAUUUUUGUCGUCCGCUCGCCCGAUCUAAGCCUGUUAUUGUAAUUAAUAAAAUUUUUGUAUAUUCUGAGAAUGUUUUCUGCCAACACACACUCUGUGCCGUACCUUUAUCUGGGUAACUUCAGUAGAAAACCGCACUAUUACACCGUGAAGCGAACCAAAUUGCCGGCAAAUGCCAGCGUUCCACGAUUCUUUGCCGACAAAUCAAAGUCCGCCUCCAGCAGCACAAGCAAAGGCAGCAGCAGCAGUAGUAGUAGUAGAAAGAGCCAUGACCUCGUGCUGGAUUUUAAGACGCUGCUGAGCAAGUCUGGUGUCAGUUUGCAGGGUAUCGUGGAGAGGGCGGCGAGACUAAAUGGCAUACUCGACAAGGAGCUAGUGAACGAUGCACUGGUCAAGGUGACCAGCAUGCUGCCCUCGAUGCGCCAGGUGCACGUCACACUUGAGAAACCGGCGACAACACAACAACAACAAACUACUCCGGGCAAACAACAAAAUUGCAAGUUUGAACUCUCUCUGAAAGCCACACAAAAUAUCGGAUCUAUCAUUAUGUAUCCAACUGUGAUGAGAGGUCUGCUGAAUCCGCUGCUAGCGACUCAUCAGCUGCGACAGUUGCGUGACUUUAAGACGGAUCGUUCCAUUGAGGCGGAUCAGAAACGCAAUCCCACAAUGACAACCAGACUGAAGUCUGCGCUCCAAGGUGCGCCACUUCGACCCGAUGGCGAACACAACAUGCAGGCAGACAGGCUCAAGAAGCUGCUAAGCAAAUCGGGCGAACACGGCAGCCCUCAGAAUGCGGAGAGCUUAAAGAUUGCUUUCGCUGAGGGCUAUUUGGCUGCAUCGAAUGCGGAAGAUUCACAGAAAUCGGGAAAGACAAUGAAAUAUCUGAAGACACUCAUUGUGAUCGUCGUCUUCAUUGGCAUCUUCGUCAGCUUCUUCACCUCAUCGAAUGGCUCCGUGUUCCGCAUACAACUGGGCAACCAGGUCGAGGUGGAUCCGGAGGAAAUACAUGUUACAUUCGAUGAUGUCAAGGGCUGUGAUGAGGCCAAGCAGGAGCUGAAGGAGGUCGUCGAGUUCCUCAAGAGCCCCGACAAAUUCUCAAAUCUGGGCGGCAAGCUGCCCAAGGGUGUGCUCCUCGUCGGCCCACCGGGCACAGGCAAAACCUUGCUGGCCCGUGCCGUUGCCGGUGAGGCGAAUGUUCCGUUUUUCCAUGCAGCCGGACCAGAAUUCGACGAAGUUCUCGUCGGGCAAGGCGCCAGACGGGUCAGAGAUUUGUUCAAGGCUGCCAAGGCACGUGCUCCCUGCGUCAUUUUCAUCGAUGAGAUCGAUUCCGUUGGCGCCAAGCGCACGAAUUCUGUCCUCCAUCCGUAUGCGAAUCAGACGAUUAAUCAGCUGCUCUCCGAAAUGGAUGGCUUCCAUCAGAAUGCUGGCGUCAUAGUGCUCGGUGCAACGAAUCGUCGCGAUGACUUGGAUCAGGCCCUGUUGCGUCCGGGUCGCUUUGAUGUCGAAGUCGUGGUCUCCACACCCGAUUUUACCGGUCGCAAAGAGAUUCUCUCUUUGUAUUUGGAAAAGAUACUGCACGAUGACGUGGACUUGGAUCUGCUGGCACGUGGCACCUCCGGAUUUACAGGUGCCGACUUGGAGAAUAUGAUUAACCAGGCGGCACUGAGAGCUGCCAUUGAUGGAGCUGAGACUGUGAGUAUGAAACAUUUGGAGACCGCACGUGAUAAGGUACUUAUGGGUCCAGAGCGCAAGGCGCGUCUGCCCGACGAGGAGGCGAAUACGAUAACCGCCUACCAUGAAGGAGGACAUGCGAUUGUUGCCUUUUAUACGAAGGAAUCGCAUCCGCUGCACAAGGUCACGAUAAUGCCGCGUGGUCCGUCGCUGGGACACACCGCCUACAUACCGGAGAAGGAACGCUAUCAUGUCACCAAGGCGCAAUUGCUCGCCAUGAUGGACACCAUGAUGGGUGGUCGUGCGGCCGAGGAGAUUAUCUUUGGCGCCGAGAAGAUCACGUCGGGCGCCAGCAGUGAUCUGAAGCAGGCGACAUCGAUUGCGACACAUAUGGUCAAGGAUUGGGGCAUGUCGGAGAAGGUCGGUCUGCGUACGAUUGAGUCGCCCAAAGGAUUGGGCUCGGGCGAGAGCCUCGGACCGAACACCAUUGAGGCUGUGGAUGCCGAGAUCAAGCGUAUCCUGAGCGAUAGCUAUGAGCGAGCGAAGGCGAUUCUGAAGAAGCAUACAAAGGAGCACAAGGCAUUGGCAGAGGCACUAUUGAAAUACGAGACUCUGGAUGCGGAUGAUAUCAAAGCAAUAUUGAAUGACAACCAGUAGUCUUAGUAUUUCUCCUCUUUCUUUCUUUCUUUGGAGUCAGUUGGGCACCCGCUGCGUAUACAUACAUAUAAUUACAAACAUACGUAUAUAUAUACAUAUAUAUAUUUUUUAGUUACAAUAUAUAAUAAGCGUAAGCACAGAAACCAAUAACAGAUCGGGACGCAGACGAACAGUUAAGUAAUAAAAUGUUAUACAUAUUUUA
Molecule: messenger RNA, 2544 nt
Organism: Drosophila grimshawi
Lineage: Eukaryota; Metazoa; Arthropoda; Insecta; Diptera; Drosophilidae
Gene: YME1L
Product: ATP-dependent zinc metalloprotease YME1L
Exons: 9
Coding region: 87-2342 (751 amino acids)
Biological process (GO): mitochondrion organization; protein quality control for misfolded or incompletely synthesized proteins
Cellular component (GO): mitochondrial inner membrane
Molecular function (GO): ATP binding; ATP-dependent peptidase activity; metalloendopeptidase activity
Source: RefSeq, a predicted model, not a curated record